GAAUCGCGUGGUCAGCUCCAACGUGAGGGAGACGAUGGCCAGCGACAACCUGGUGAUCCUCGUGGUGGUUUACCUCAGCAUGGACACGAUGGCCAGCGACAACCUGGUGAUCCUCGUGGUGGUCUACCUCAGCGCGAACACGAUGGUCGUCUUCUACAACCUGGUGAUCCUCGUGGUGGUCUACCUCAGCGCGAACAUGAUGAUCGGCUUCUACAACCUGGUGAUCCUCGUGGUAGUUUUCCCUGGCAUGAACAUGACGGUCGUCUUCGGCAUACUGGUGAUCCUCAAGGCGGUCAGCUUCACCGUGAAGGCAAUGAUGGUCAUCAACGUCAUGGUGAUCUUCGGGAAGUGCCUAGUCAGCCAAUGGAGGUUUCGCAGCUUCGAGGAUCCGAUCGACGAGGUCACAACUGGAAGGCCGUCUGCGACUACAGCGCCUCCGACAACAGGGCCAAGGUCUCAGAGUGAGAGACUUCUGGAAACGUUGGCAGAGGGUAUGCAACAGUUGCAGAAGGCGCAGCUGGACCAGUUCGAAAGGGCGGAGAAGCGAAGGAACGAGGAACCUCCUGAGCAGUGUAAGCCUGGGACUACGUCGUUGCCUUCGCUACCUCCGCCUAGCGGACACGAGAGCGCUGUGGCACUUCAAGACUGGAUUGAGGUCAUCGAUGGUCCUCUUCGGGAUAUUUCAGACAGCAGUUCUUGGUGGUGGGACGCGGUGAAGGAGAGGGCUCAGAAGGGUUACCAACUAUGGGUGGCCUCGGGACCUUACGAAAGACUAUCCCUGAACCCGCCAACUGCUGAUGAUCUCGAGCAAGGUCGCUUCUCGAGGUUGAGCGCGAGGACGGCGGGGAUGAUGCUGCAGGCCAUGACGGAGGGAGUUCGAGCAGAGAUGGUUGCGAGGGCAAUUACUCGUUCACCUAUGGCUUUGUUGUUUAGAUUAUACACCAUGUACCAGCCGGGGGGUGAGAGUGAGAAGGCCUACAUCUUGCAGUACCUCGUCAACCCUCCAAAGGCAGCCUCGGCAACCGACUUGGUUAGUGUGCUUCGACAAUGGGAAAGACUUCUUUUGAGGGCAGACAACUUGCACAUUGCGAAACCAGAUCCUUCCUUGCUGGUUCGUGGGCUGAACGGUUUGGUGUCAGAUCUAUGGGCCAAGGACAAGGAUGUGAUGUUCCGCACACAGCUUGUAAAGAGCAGGCUGGGAGUGGAUGUGAGUCCUACGUGGGAGUCGGCUUUACAGUUGCAUCAACACUUGAGGGCGGAGUCAGAGAACCUUGUGAAUGGUCUUCCCUCUGCGGUGAGAUCUUCUGUGACUGCGACCGAGUCACAGCGUGACACCAGACUGAAGCCGUUCCAGCCAAGUCCAUCUGCUCCUGUGAAGCCGCCGACGAAUGGGGAUGCAGACGAGGAGCAAGUUGCAAGUUUGUACAUUCCUUUGAAGGGGUCUUUGAUGGCAGAACCGGAGCCACAGCCAACUCCACCAACGUCACCUACUACCGUGGGCGAUGCUCAGGCGACAGCGGGAACCGGGGAGAUGAAGGAGGCUUUGAGGGAUGCUGCACAAGCCCUUAGGUCGCUGAUGAGUUCUGGGACUUCAACAGCGACAUCCUCAGCGUCUUCCUUGGAAGGGCUUCAGCGACAACUUGAUGAGUUGAGACUGAGGGCAAUGAAGGUGGAGAUCGAUGGCACGGAGCUGAAGAAGUACCAGAGGACUCCGCUGGAUGAAAGGGUUAAUGGAGAUGGUUCCUCGGUACCGACGCUGAUUGACUCUGGUGCCACCCACAUCCUUCGCCAACCUCGGGAUGAUCAGGAGUUGGCCUCAGCUACUCGGGUAUCGGUGACCCUUGCCAAUGAUGAGAGGCGGGAACUACUGCAGACUGAGUCCGGAGCAAUCCUGUCAACGUCGCCAGCUACCCAGCCGAUCCUGCCAAUGGCGGAGCUCGUGAGGGCCGGAUGCGAAGUCAGCUGGAGGAGGGGUGUAUUCAAGGUUACGCAUCCAGUUUGGGGUGAGCUCAAGACAUCGCUGCGUGGUGGUUGUCCAGAGUUGGCACAAGAACAAGCGGCGAAACUCGUGGAUCAGAUCGAGGACAAGAAGCUCCGUGAAUUUCAAGAUGGGGUUUCUAUGUUGAAGUCGAAGUUGGACUACCUGGUUCGCGAAGAGAAGCUUCCCUGGACGUCAUAUGCGAUGAAAUUCUUGGAUGAGGGACUGGCUAAGGAUCUUUGGAAGGCCGUGCGAGGAUCCUUCAUGAAAGAUCUUCCAGAAGCAGUUCUAGACUCUCUUUGCAUUGGCAUCCGUUUGAAUCAAGGCUGGGAACAUCUGAAGUCUUUGCCUCUGCCAAGAAGAACUCGGAAGAGAAUGAUGGAAUCAGAUAGGUGGAUACUUCAUCUACCAAAGCAUCGAGAAGAACCUCCCUUGAAGUCCGAGGACUAUGGCGAGACUGCAGUGAUAGUAACAGUGCCGCCGCACUUGCUUUCUCAGGCGUAUGGUGCUCUGAUGUGGGGGGCUGCUACGGGAAGGGUCGCUGCGGUGGUUGGUGAAACUCCUGGAUGUUCAAUGGCUAAGGAUUUCCAGACUAUCCGGAUGGCAAGAACAAUGGCGCUUUACGUGAUUGGGAGACUCGCGAGAUCAAAAGGAAGAACUGGGUUUUUCUGGCUGAUGCGGAAGGACGAUGGUGAGGAUGAGGUUGGGAAAUUGAUGGUGCAGUUUCAACAAGCGGCCUCCAUGCGUGAGCUCAACGUCAACGGUGAUGGUUUUCAAUCCUCUUCGAGAACGCGGUGGGUAGCUACAACGAACUACGAUCUACAAGAUCUAACAGGGGAACCUCAGUCCGAGGAGGGGAAGAACGACUUAGUGAACAAGGGCUGGCCUAUGGAGUGGAGAAGAAGGCUAGCAAGGGCAAUCUCUGAUGGGAACUUCCGUGGCUCUCAGAAGCGAGAUGAUGGUACCCUGAAGGCUAUGACGCAGGAGCAAUGGAUGAGUCAUGUUCAAGCUGGUCAUUACCCUUCGCGUCGAGACUGUCUUCAGUGUGUUUCUCAUGGGGCUACAGGACACCGUCAUGCUCGGAUAGAACAUCCAUCUCUAUUCUGCCUUACCGUGGAUAUCACAGGUCCUUUCAGAACAGCCGGUGAAGACCCAGGAGCUCGAGGAGAUCGUUCCAAGGCAGCUAAGAUGAAGUAUAUUCUGGUUGCAAAGUUCACCUUGCCGAAGUCCUAUGUCACAGGCGAGUUCGAACCUACAGCUCAAGACCCAAGGGAAGAAGAUUUUGGCAUGAAGGAUUUGUUCGAUGAGGAUGGACACAUGGUUGGUUCAAAGGGGGUGUCAACCGAGGGUGAAAGGUAUGAUUGGGUGAGCGACGAAGAAGACUACGUGCCUUCAAUGGCAGAGGAGGACGGCGAAGAAGAGGAGAAGGAUACCGGUGCGGGCGUGGGAGCAAUACCAAUCGACGUGAAGGCCCCGGAGUGUACAUAUCUUCUCUUUGCAGAGCCGCUUCUCAACGACAAGGGCACCACCGUCGCCAGCGCAAUCCAGUCCAUUGUGUUGUACCUCCAAAGUCUCAACAUCCCUGUGCUGAGAUUCCACAGUGACCGGGCAGCGCAGCUAAUGGCCAGAUCGCUGGUGCAAUGGCUGCAUGGACAGGCAAUUCGUACAACAACCAGUACCCCUGGUGUUCCUCAAGAGAAUGGUUCUGCGGAGUGUGCUGUGAAGGAAGUCAAGCUCACUACGAGAAAGAUCCUUUCCUCGUCCACUCUGGGAAAUUCCUUUUGGCCGGUGGCUGCAAAGGCUGCGGCAUCUCUUCAACGGGCUCGUGUCUUACGUCAGGUACCUCGGAUGAUAGCGGCGUUUGGUGCAAAGGUCUUGGUGAAAAAGAGGAGGUAUGCGGCUUCAGGAGCUUUGAUCCGAUUGGAAUUUGAUGAACGAUGGGCCGAAGGAGUGUAUUUGGGUCUCUCUGAUCAGCUUGCGGAUGGACAUUUGGUCUACGUCGACGGAAUCUUCACCCACACGAAGAAUGUGAAGGACAAGGCCAAGUUGGUGGACGCAAGAGUAGAAAUACCUGAUGAUCACGGAAGGGAACAAGGUGACGAGCUCGAGCCACGGGCUAAAAGAAGGAUCGUCGGAAAAUCGGCGCCACGAGUUGCAGUGAUGGAGCGCAAGUCGGAGUUUGGGAUAUAUGAAGACGAUCUUCCCAGCGACGAAGAGGUGCUCUGCGAUGACGAGGACCUGGGUGAUGGCACGCAGGGGGUGAUGAGUGAGGAGUGUCCAGUUCCUCGGGUGGCUGUUUUGGGUUCCAAUAGGGGCGAAACACAAGAUGGUCAUGGAGACUCGAUGGACCCGGAGGACUAUGCCAGGGAGAUCAUCUACAACGAGGACAAUGUCGAUGAAGAAGUGAUCAAGAG
This is a messenger RNA of Symbiodinium sp. CCMP2456, 4392 nucleotides long. NCBI's taxonomy places the organism in Eukaryota, Dinophyceae, Suessiales, Symbiodiniaceae. The record is from the annotation of a GenBank genome assembly.